AUGGAUUCUAUUCGUGAAGUUUGGCACUCCGUAAUCUUUGGGUGGAGUGAACCUACAAUCACCGUUGAUGGGAUUGAUAUUCCUAAACCCCUUGAUAAAUGGGACACAACCGAUUACCAGAAUUCGAGUUGGAACAGCAAAGCUCUAAACUCCCUCUUCUGCUCUGUCACACCUGAAGAAUUCUGUCGAAUUUGCACGUGUGAAAUAGCAAAAGAGGCGUGGGAUAUUCUUGAAACGAUUCACGAAGGUACCACCUCUGACAUUGUAGUGGGGGGAACAGACACUACAGCCACCAUGGUGGAGUGGGUGAUGACGGAGAUCAUGCAUAACCCACCGAUAAUGAAAAAAGUCCAAGAAGAAUUAUCAGGCAUUGUGGGAAUGAACAACUUUGUAGAAGAGUCCCAUAUGCCCAAAUUACUCUACUUAGAUGCGGUCGUGAAGGAAACAUUUCGAUUACACCCUUCACUUCCUCUCUUAGUCCCUCGGUGUUCUAGCCAAUCUUGUGUAGUUGGCGGAUACAGCAUACCAAAGGGCACUAGGGUGUUUUUGAACGUUUGGGCAAUCCAAAGGGACCCUAACUUUUGGGACAAUCCAUCAGAGUUUAGGCCGGAGAGGUUCUUGGGUGACGACAACAAAUGGGACUACACCGGCAACAAUUUUCAGUAUCUUCCAUUUGGAUCAGGGAGGAGAAUAUGUGCUGGCAUUCCUCUUGCAGAGAAAAUGGUGAUGUAUGUGUUGGCUUCACUUUUGCAUUCAUUCAAUUGGCACUUGCCAGAGGGCGAAGAGCUUGAUCUUUCAGAGAAGUUCGGGAUUGUUAUCAAGAAAGAGACACCCUUGAUUGCCAUCCCCACACAAAGGUCAUCUGACUUGAACUUUUAUGCAUAAUAGAGCACAUAAC
Camellia sinensis is the source of this 898-nucleotide messenger RNA. Lineage: Eukaryota; Viridiplantae; Streptophyta; Magnoliopsida; Ericales; Theaceae. The record is from RefSeq and is a predicted model, not a curated record.